Messenger RNA from Photinus pyralis (common eastern firefly), 1582 nucleotides. It is a transcript of the gene dare, whose product is annotated as NADPH:adrenodoxin oxidoreductase, mitochondrial. The record is from RefSeq and is a predicted model, not a curated record. Gene Ontology annotation, cellular component: mitochondrion. The transcript has 4 exons. Gene Ontology annotation, biological process: ubiquinone biosynthetic process. NCBI's taxonomy places the organism in Eukaryota, Metazoa, Arthropoda, Insecta, Coleoptera, Lampyridae. The coding region runs from base 82 to 1443 and encodes 453 amino acids.
ACAUUUUCUACUUGUAAAUAAUAAAUUAUUUUAUGGAAGUAGUGCUGUUAUUGAAAUGUGACUUAACCUCAAAAAAGUAAGAUGAAUAGAUUGUACCUUCCAAUAAUUAAAAGGGCGUUUUCUACACAUGCCCCCAAAAAAAAGGUCUGUGUAGUGGGUGCUGGACCUGCCGGCUUCUACGCAGCCCAACAUCUAACGAAGUGCACCACCCCAUUAGAAAUCGAUAUCUACGAGCGCUUACCAGUACCCUUCGGCUUGGUAAGGUUUGGGGUUGCACCAGACCAUCCAGAAGUGAAAAAUGUAAUAAAUACAUUUAGCAAAACUGCCGAGAACCCUAAUGUAAGGUUUGUCGGCAAUGUAAGUUUAGGCUCAGAUGUUUCGCUGGAUCAACUGGAAGAAGCAUACAAUUGCGUCUUAUUGGCAUAUGGAGCGGAAGAAAAUCGCAAAUUGGAUAUUCCGGGCGAAAAUUUACCCAACGUAAUUCCGGCCCGCAGAAUCGUAGGCUGGUACAAUGGAAUUUUUGCCGACGCCACUCUUCCCAUAGACUUAAGUUGUACAAAUGUCGCAAUCAUCGGUCAGGGAAACGUCGCCAUCGAUGUCGCUCGAAUGUUACUGUCACCAGUCGACCUACUGAAGUUUACAGACAUCACACAGCACGCCUUAGACGCACUGUCCGAGUCUAAAGUAAAAGAAGUGCAUUUAAUCGGACGGAGAGGUCCACUACAAGCGGCCUUCACAAUUAAGGAGUUGCGCGAAAUGCUCAAAUUGAAGAAUUGCAGCACGGUUUGGUGCGACAGGGACUUCGACGGAAUCUCUGAGCUUGUUCCAAAUUUGGCUCGUCCUCGAAAAAGGAUUACGGAACUAAUGCUCAAAUCUUUAACUGACGAUAUUAAGCACGAGAAAGUAUUUAGGCCUGUGUUUUUUAAAUCGCCAAUUGAGAUUGCGGGUGGGAGUCGUGUCGAGCGAAUUAAGCUAGGUAUCAAUGAACUUUGCGGCGAUCAACUUCCGAUAUUAACAAACCGAAAUGAAACACUAAACUGUGAUUUAGUUGUAACCAGUAUCGGUUAUAAAUCGAUUCAGGUAGAUCCGAGCGUUCCGUUUGAUUUAAAACGUGGUAAAGCGAUAAGUAACGGGGGUAAAAUUAGAAAUGGACUUUACGCAACAGGGUGGCUCGCGACUGGACCGACAGGGGUGAUUUUGACGACCAUGAAUAAUGCUUUUGGUACAGCUGAAAUGAUAUGCCGCGAUCUAGAGAGUGGUGACCAUUCUGUUAAGGAAGGUUUUGAGGCGGUAUCAAAGCAUUUAAAUAAAGAAAACAAGAGAUAUGUGACGUGGAAUGGUUGGAAAAAGAUUGACGCGUUUGAGCAAGAGCAAGGUAGGAAGGUGGGGAAGCCUAGAGAAAAAGUGUUGAGUUUGGAAAAAAUGCUCGAAAUCGCGUUAUAAAUUUAAUCUUAAUUGAUCGAAUGAUCUCUUUUUCUGGGACAAUACAUCUUCCAUUAUUUUAAUUGACGUAUAAAAAGAUGAUUGUUCAACUGUAAGUGUCUGUAUAAAACAAUUUUUACAUUAAAUAUUUUGUUUAUAA